Molecule: messenger RNA, 633 nt
Organism: Lachnellula hyalina
Lineage: Eukaryota; Fungi; Ascomycota; Leotiomycetes; Helotiales; Lachnaceae
Exons: 2
Coding region: 1-633 (210 amino acids)
Source: RefSeq, a predicted model, not a curated record
AUGCCUCACAAACACACUCGCAAAGGUCCUACCGAUAAAUCCACCACCGACCUCCCCCCCACCACCCUCGCAACCCCCCUCCCAGUCUCCAAAUCCGCCAACGAAAACGGCGUCUUCACCAGCUCGCUCACGAACACGCGACGCGGCAACAAGAAGAGAAAGCGCAAUGUAGAUACCGCAGAUGACACGCCCAAGGCGUUUGCGCGGCUGAUGGCCUUUUCGGCGGGGAAGAGGAUGGCCAAGGGAUUGGAUGACGGGGUUCGGGUGCCGAAGAAGAAGAAGAUCAAGGUGGAAGAGGAUGCGGGUCUGCCCGCGAAGCAAGAAGAGCAAGCCGUGGCCAAGACGCCAAUGCCGACGAUAAAACCCGGGGAGCGUAUGGCUGAGUUUUCAGCCAGAGUUGAUGCCGCUUUGCCUGUCAGCGGGCUGAUUAAUAAAACGGCCAAGGGGGGGAAAGAUCCGUUGGGAUUGAAGGUGGGACGGACCAAGAAGGAGAAGAAGAUGCAGAGGAUGUAUGCGGAGUGGCGGGAACAAGAUGUGCGCAUAAAAGAGAAGCGGGAGGCGGCGCUGGAGGAGAAGGAGAUGGAUGAGCUGGAGGAGGGGGGAGGGUGGACAGGUCGUUUGGGCAGAUUCUAG